Molecule: messenger RNA, 1453 nt
Organism: Salmo salar (Atlantic salmon)
Lineage: Eukaryota; Metazoa; Chordata; Actinopteri; Salmoniformes; Salmonidae
Product: homeobox protein Hox-C10
Biological process (GO): regulation of transcription by RNA polymerase II
Cellular component (GO): nucleus
Molecular function (GO): RNA polymerase II cis-regulatory region sequence-specific DNA binding; DNA-binding transcription factor activity, RNA polymerase II-specific
Source: RefSeq, a predicted model, not a curated record
AUGGCAGUCUGGGCUCUGAAGAGUGGUAUCAACAUAAAAAAAUAUGGAAUCGCGUCUUCGCUUCUUUCCAAAGGACCAGGUGCGCCAACUCUGACAAAGACGGCUCUCACCACCUACCAUCACCAACAUUACCUAACGCAGCUAAAUGCUUUUGGAGUUGAAGAUAAAAAUGCAUCCCAGGUAACACAGCCUGUUAUCCGACCACUGUUUCCAUGUUCUUUCCCAUCAGAAAGUGUGAAGGAGGACUCAAUGUGCUUCCUGUAUAGCGGGGAUCCAAACGGACGCACGGAGACUGUUGUUUGACCUUGUUCCUACAACAGGAUGGCUGACAGACGCCAUCACAGUCAAAUGCACGAACAUUCUCGUCCGGAAUCGCCUACAGCUAGUCAACGGUACCUGAGAAAGGAGAAUGUGCAUGGCUUCGGCCCAUAUAGUAUCUUCUCUGUGGUCGAAACUGGGACAGAGAAUCCAGAACCAUUUAACUACACCUGCGAAACCAAUCAGGAGGCGUAUCGGGCAGACAGUAAACUCGAGGAAAAUGACAGCCCAACGAAACAACUGUCUGAGAAAGAGAUUGUCCUCAAAACGGACGGAAGCACAGACAACUCAGACAGUGAGGUAAAAGGGGACACCAGAUUGGAGAAAUGCAUUGGAAACUGGAUCAUAGAUAAAAGUGGACGGAAAAAGCGUUGUCCUUACACCAAACAUCAGACUCUGGAACUGGAAAAAUAGUUAUUGUUCAACAUGUAUCUGACGCGAGAGCGCCGCCUGGAGAUAAGCAAGAGUAUUGACUUAUCUGACAGACAGGUCAAAACAUGGUUCCAAAACCGACGCAUGAAACUCAAGAAAUUCCGCAGGGAGAGUCGAGUGAGAGCGCUAACCUCUGCUUAUGACUACACCUUAUUUGAAGAGAAAUUUCACAAAAACUACACUUAGGCUACACAUAAGGUAGCAGACUAAACUCCACUCCCUUGUUAAUGAAGUUUGCUACACAUAGGCAAACAAGGCCAAGCUUUGCACACGCUACACGCAUGCAGGAGAAAGCAUCUAGAGCAGGUUAUAAAUGGAGUUCAUGCAUGGUUUUGUCAAAUGUUUCAGUUUUUAGGACUUGACAGUGAAAUGCUAUGAACCUCUCCAGAUGCACAUUGUUUUAAAACGCCGGACAUGAAUUGUUUAGAAAAUGUCUUAAAGUGACAGUAGUGCGUUUGAAUUGUUUUCCAUACACUUUUAAUUAAUUUUGAUGUCUUUACUUGGUCUCUGACUUUCUUUCGUUUAUGUUGUUAUGUGUUUUGUUGUUUUUUGUUCAUCUGAACUUGAUGUCCUGUGCAUUACAGCAUCAUAAAGUCAAUGCUCUUCCAAAUAAUUAUCGCAAACAGUAUGUGUCUGGAAGUUUUGUAAAGAUAUAAAAUAAGCCUAUACAAAAAUAAAUAAAAUGUGUAUGGAGCAUAAUUUC